AUCUCAAUUCAAACUGCAAAAGUUAUGGCUGCAGUGCAUGUUAACUUCUAUUAUAGUAUGUUGUUCUAAUUGUUCUUUUAUAUUAGUUAUUGUUAAUCUCUUACUGUGCCUAAUUUAUAAACUAAGCUUUAUCAUACAUAUGUAUAGGAGAAAACAUAGUCAAUGUAGGAUUUGGUAUUGUUUUUGGUUUCAGGCCUCUGCGGGAAGGUCUUGAGAUGUAUCCCCAGCAGAUAAGGGAAGACUGAUGUAUUGUGAUAUUUUUCUCUCUAUAUUAUGGCCUGUCAGAGUCUGUUUCCCAAUGUCUUUGUUUCAGACCUUUGAAUUUUCUGUAUUUAAUCAUAAAGGUUUCUUGGAUUAAUGAGUAUAGUAGACCCCUUUCAUCCUCAGGAGAUGUGUUUUAAGAUCUCCGGUGGAUGCCUGAAACCGCAGAUAGUAUAUAACCCUGUAUAGACCUAUACCAUGUUUUUUCCUAUACAUACCAAUCUAUGAUAAAGUUUAAUUAAUAAAUUAGGCACAGUAAGGAAUUAACAGCAAUAAUUAAUAACAAAAUAGAACAAUUAUGGCAAUUUAUUGAAAUAAAAAUUACAUGAAUGCUCACUCUCAAAAUAUCUUAGUAUUUUCAGACUGUGAUUGAUUGAGGGUAACUGAGCCACAGAAAGCAAAACUGUAGAUUAAGGGAAGCUACUAUAAGUUAAUGAAUAUAAGAAACACCAAGAAGAAACAGGAUAUGAGUAAACACCUGCUAUGAAAGAUAAAAAUAAAUAGUUGUAAUGAUAGCAAUUACCAUUUAGGGUAAAAGGUAAAAGAAAAAGCCAUGAUAGUUGAUCUACAGUUAGAAUGAAAUUGUAUUUAUUGCUCUGAAUAGAAAGCAUAGGUCUCUUUUUACUUGCAUGCCUGAUACAACAGAGAAAGGUAGAAAGACUCCUUUCUACAACUUAUUUUCUGUUUUUGCAAAUGCAGAUAAAACUGAUAAGUUUCAUCCUGUGACAAGAAAUUUCUAAUAUAUUUGAAGAAUUACAAUCUCUUUGGCUAGCAUCUACCUUCUUUAUGGCCUUUUAUACUUUUUUGACUUUUUGUCCACUAUAUUGUUUGCUUUGUGGCAGAUUUUUUCAGGACAGCUGCAGCACUCACUUCUGUACAUUUUCUCCAUUUGAGUGUCCCAGAUCCUACAUUAUGUCACUUCUCUACUCAAAACCUUCCAUUGGCUUCCAUGUCACAUAAAGGAAGAGUAAUUACUUGGGAAGUCCUACAUGGUAUGGCCUCGUGAUUCAUUUCUGACCUCAUCAUUCACUGUUCACACACCGCCCUGAGUGCUCCUCCCCAGCUGUCCCUAUGCCUCACUUUUCACCUCCUUCUGCUUUGUCCUCAGAAGUUAUUUCCUGAAAAGCCUACUCUUACCUCCAUAUUUAAAAUACCAUGGUAUUUCCCAUUAAUCCUAUUUUAAUGUUCUCAGUAGUACUUAUCACCUAAUAUACUAUAUCAGGUAAUGAUUUGCUAUUCUUAUAUUUCUUACCCACAGAAUAGAAUCCCCAUAAAAGCAGAGAUUGCUAUGCAUUUAUUUGUUUAUAUUCCUAGGAACCCAAAACCUGUAACAGUGUCAGGCACAGUAGACUUUCAAAUAUUUGAUGAGUGAAUGAAGAAACAGUAAAUUCAAGAUCUCAUUUCCUUUAAAGAAAAUAUAACUCAUUGAAAAUGCCUAUAUUAAAAUAUGCCUUGGGAAGAACUGUGAGAAAGAUGCAAACAUUAGAUAAUGAAUUGGGGCAGGGCCACACCUGCACAUUAACCCUUCUUCUAUUACCUGAGUGCUACUACUUUGCAAAAUCAGUUUUUAUCUCAGAGACAUUAGCAGAAAACAGCCACACUCUCCCCCAUGACGUACAUAGCCCGCACAAUCUGGCCUCAGCCACUUUACUAUCUCAUCUGAUUCCACAGGAAGGAAUGAUAUAAUUUUUCAUGGCUCAUUUUGUUUCCUAAGAUUAUACAUAUGUACAGAUGUAGGUGAGGACUUUAAUCCUAAAAACGUCGUUCUUUUCAGAUUGAAUUGUAGUUUUCGACCGAAUGAAAUACAAAACAUCUUUACAAGAUAUACUGGAAGUGAAGUGAUAGUUCACACAGUCUAGUCAACUGGCAUUUUGAUUGAUGAUUUGGGGAGCCUAAGAAGCAGUGGCAACUGGAGAGAAAUAUAUUUAGUAUAAUUUAAUAAUAACCUGAUUUGCAUGUUUUUGUCUGUUGGAAUAAUUACAUAGAUUUACCUCUUAUAUCUUUUAUACCGUUUUAUGUUUAUUUUUUCAGAUUACAGUACAAUCUGUCAAAUGUUUAUGUGUUGAAAAGGCCACUUACUGAUAGAAUAUGGGAAAUACAGGUGAUAUUAUUGAUGAUGCCUUGCUCACCUGCACAUGUUUAUAAGCAAAACAAAACAGUGGAAGACUUAUGAUUCUUUUUGACACUGAACAGAUGUGAAGUUUAUUCUCUUAUUAGUGCCUGCAGGAUGUACAGUUGUUUGUGAUUCCAUCUGACAUACAUAGGAGAGACAGAGAUAGAAGAAUUCUGAUGGCAACUGUGUGAUAGAAGCUAUAUAAAGUCAAGUGUCCAUUUUCUUUCAACUAUAUUUGAGCAUAACCUGUUGUUAAAUUGAUGUCUUUAUGGAGGAGAUGAUUGGUGGAGCCUUCUAUUCUGCCUUCUUGUUCUGCCUCCCAAAGGAUAUAAGGCGUGGAACUGAACAUUUAUUUGGCUGAUCCUCAUCAUGAACCGUGCUUUUAGCAGGAAGAAAGAUAAAACAUGGAUGCAUACACCUGAAGCUUUAUCAAAACAUUUCAUUCCCUAUAAUGCAAAGUUUCUUGGCAGUACAGAAGUGGAACAGCCAAAAGGAACAGAAGUUGUGAGAGAUGCUGUAAGGAAACUAAAGUUUGCAAGACAUAUCAAGAAAUCUGAAGGCCAGAAAAUUCCUAAAGUGGAGUUGCAAAUAUCAAUUUAUGGAGUAAAAAUUCUAGAACCCAAAACAAAGGAAGUUCAACACAAUUGCCAGCUUCAUAGAAUAUCUUUUUGUGCAGAUGAUAAAACUGAUAAGAGGAUAUUCACUUUCAUAUGCAAAGAUUCUGAGUCAAAUAAACAUUUGUGUUAUGUAUUUGACAGUGAAAAGUGUGCUGAAGAGAUCACUUUAACAAUUGGCCAAGCAUUUGACCUGGCAUACAGGAAAUUUCUAGAAUCAGGAGGAAAAGAUGUUGAAACAAGAAAACAGAUCGCAGGGUUACAAAAAAGAAGCAGCAGAAGCAGCAGAUGCUGGAUCCAAGAUUUAGAAACAGAGAAUAUGGAACUUAAAAAUAAAGUACAAGAUUUGGAAAGCCAACUAAGAAUAACUCAAGUAUCAACACCUCCACUGCUGCACAAAAUGUCUGGUCAUGAGCAACAUGGGUUUCAGAGAUGCUCAUCCUCUUUCUGGCGUAGUAGUGGUGAUUCAUCUCCCUGUCUCAAUAUUUCUUCCGUCUCUGUCACUCCUGUCAACUUGCCUGAUUCAAGACUAUCACUUGGAAUGUUAAUACCACCACCUUCUAAAUGUGGCUUUCCCAAGCCAGUCAGUGAGAGCAGCAUCCCAAGACCUCAUGUAGGCAGUAUGGCACCUAAGUCGCCCUCCACUGACAUCUUUGAUAUGAUUCCAUUUUCUCCAACAUCCCACCAGUCUUCGAUACCUACUCGCAAUGGCACACAGCCACCUCCAGUGCCUAGCAGAUCUUCUGAGAUUAAACGGGACCUGUUUGGAGCAGAACCUUUUGACCCAUUUAACUGUGGAGCAGCAGAUUUCCCUCCAGAUAUUCAAUCAAAAUUAGAUGAGAUGCAGGAGGGGUUCAAAAUGGGACUAACUCUUGAAGGCACAGUAUUUUGUCUCGACCCAUUAGACAGCAGGUGCUGAUGUCAAGAACAAGAAAUCCUGACUCAUGUUAAAUGUGUUUAUAUACACAUGUCAUUUAUUAUUACUUUAAGACAGGUAUUAUUCAUGUGCCAAUAUGUUUUUGAAUAUUUUCAUGUUUUGAAAAUUAUUUCAGUUAAAUUUCCUCACCCUCACUAUUGAUCUGUAAUUUUUAUUUUAAAAACAACUUCCUGUAAAGUAGUAGAUCAUACUUUUAUGUUCCUUUCUGUUUCUAUUGUAGAUGAAUUAUAAUUGAAAGACAUAUUAUACAAAUAUCUGCCUUGUGUCUGAGUUCUAUAUAGUUAGCAUCUUGAGAUUUUGUAUUCAUUUUCCCAGAUUUCUAGUUUAUUAAUGAUUUGCCAAAAGCCAUACCUUAAUGAUAGAUAACUUUUUAAAUUCUGAAGAGAUAUACCAACGCCAAACUAAACAUGUUCUGUUUUCAAACUAACAAACAUGUUACUAUUCAUUAGACAGUUAUCAUUUCAUGUAUAAAUACUGUUCACAUCACUGGGAAAAGGUAAACUUUAAAUAUAAUGCCACAAGGUCACUUAAUUCCUAGCAGGUAAAAUUAUAAGGAUAUAAAUUCCAAUAAUAAACCAAAUGUAUUUAGAGUAUUUAUUAGUAAAUGCAAGGUGAUGUUAGUUUUGAUCAGUUAUACUCCAAAUACAUAAUUUGUUUUAUAAAGAUAGUGAACAAAUGAAAAUUUGCUAUUUAUUAAAAAAAAUUUAAAUUUUAUUUCAAAUGAGAUAAGUUACAUUACUAUAAUGGCAAAGCAUCAUCUGAUUUGAUAUUCCCUAAAAAUCAUUUGGAAUACAUGCUAUCUAUAGUUUCAGUGAUAUUACCCAUAUUUACUUUACCAAAUAUAUUUCUCCUCACUGCAUAAGAACUACCCUUCGCAUAUUUUCUUCUUUGAUGAAGAUAUUUUUCACCAAAGUUUAUUUUCUGAUACCCUAUUAUUUUGAUACUUUAAAAUCUGCACCACCUGUUCUGUAUGAAUUAUCAAUAUUAUUUGGUAAAGUCAAUUUGUAUUUGUUUUGUUAAAGUCAAAAAUCUCAGUUUUUCAAAAAAACCUAGCUGCUGCUCAGUCUAGUCUUGAAAAUGAGCAGUAAAAUUCUCUUGCAUUUCAUUCUUGAUAAACAUGUGACAGACUAAUUUGUACUCAGUAAAAUAAAAAUGUAUGGUCAAAAUUUCUAACUUGUUUCAUCACAUUAUAAAAUAAAUAAACUAAAUUAAUGAAAAUGUGACUUAGGUUAGGAGUAGCCCUCAAAAAUAGAUUCAUCUUUCACUCAUGGGAAUUUUCUUCAAGUGUUAAAGGUACAUUUUCACUAGGAAAGAAAUCAAAUAUGCUUACGCAAUAUAUAUUUGUGUGUUUUUCCAUAAUGUUAUAUGGUAUAUAUGAGCCUUCUUGUUUAGUUUCUUUCAUCUGCUAAGUUCUACCUUACUUAGAGGGAAAUAUAUGUUUCAUAAGGAAGAGUCUUUAUAAUUUUGUUUGUCAGAUAGUAUUUUGGAAUUUGUAUGAGGAUGUUUAGAAGCCUUAUAAGUGGCUUUUUUUAACAGAUAGAAUUUGUAUUUUUAUUGUACUUUAAAAAGAUUUAUGUAAUGGGUAUAUAUUUAGUGGCCAUUUAUUAUCAAUGGUAACACAAUAGAGUACUAAGAUGGUAUUUGCACACUUAAGAUAUGUUACUUUACCAAUUUUUAAUGGUAAUCAACUCUGCUACUGGCAUGAUUAAAUAGUACAUAAUCGGUCAUUAUUUCUCCAGUGCGUUUUUAUGAAGAUCUGGUUGAAAAUUGUAUUUCUAUGUAAACUCAAUGAUAUGUUUGGUUUUCCUGAAAAUAAAUGAUUUUAGAUAAAUUAAA
This is a messenger RNA of Sapajus apella (tufted capuchin), 5761 nucleotides long. RefSeq names its product GULP PTB domain containing engulfment adaptor 1 (gene GULP1). Bases 2744 to 3907 code for a protein of 387 amino acids. The transcript has 16 exons. The record is from RefSeq and is a predicted model, not a curated record. Lineage: Eukaryota; Metazoa; Chordata; Mammalia; Primates; Cebidae.